AUGGAUCAGCUCUCGUUGGUGGCAGAACAUUGCGCAGCUUUUGGCCACGCCUUCGCCUUCCAAGACGCCGAAGUCUUGGGCCAAGGGAGCGAUCAAAAGGUCAGGGAGACGCUCGAAGCCUGGCACACCACAACUACCUCAAUCAACCGAUGCGUAACUCUGCCUGCUGCCUACCAAGCCCUACGGGUGAAGUUCAAUAGGCAGGGCUACCAACGAGCCGUCAGGCCAGAGACGGCAGUACUCAAACCCGGACCAAGCGGGAACGCGGACGCGCAUAGCCAGGCACCGGGAAUGGACGAAACCGGGGAACAACCGGCGGCGAACGCAAACCCAGGAGACCGCCUUCUGGGUCCGAACGCAGACAGACGCCAGCAGUCGAUGAGAACGCCCGAAAGUGACAGGACCCCGCAGCCCGACGUCAACAGUGGCCUGACAACCACCGUCAACACGGUUACGGGCAGGUGGGAAUGGGACAGCGAGACGAGGCCCCACGACAGUGACAUGACCCCCCAGCCCGACGUCAACAGUGGCAUGAAAACCACCGUCCACGCGGUUACGGGCAGGUGCGAACGGGGCAGGAAGGCGAGAUGCGUCGAGGACGGACAACGGACAAUGCAAACAAGAGCAGCGGCCGCGGUCACCCUGGCGCCGUUCCCCUCCCCACACCCCACAAAGGAUGAGGAGGAACCGAUGCCGCCAUGA
This is a messenger RNA of Spirometra erinaceieuropaei, 702 nucleotides long. The record is from the annotation of a GenBank genome assembly. Lineage: Eukaryota; Metazoa; Platyhelminthes; Cestoda; Diphyllobothriidea; Diphyllobothriidae.